Molecule: messenger RNA, 3063 nt
Organism: Arvicola amphibius (Eurasian water vole)
Lineage: Eukaryota; Metazoa; Chordata; Mammalia; Rodentia; Cricetidae
Gene: Cacnb3
Product: calcium voltage-gated channel auxiliary subunit beta 3
Exons: 16
Coding region: 1-2127 (708 amino acids)
Biological process (GO): chemical synaptic transmission; regulation of voltage-gated calcium channel activity; neuromuscular junction development
Cellular component (GO): voltage-gated calcium channel complex
Molecular function (GO): protein binding; high voltage-gated calcium channel activity
Source: RefSeq, a predicted model, not a curated record
AUGGUUGACAGGGGCCCUGCCCAGCACCCUGGAUCCUGUCAGGGUGAGCUGAUGAAGCCUGUGGGGGCUCUGUGUAGGAACCUAGGGUUUGCACAGAUCUGCACAGCCAAGCUGGGGAACAGACCACAGAGGAAGGGGAGGCGGUGGCCUCGCCAGGCACAUUCCAGGUUAAAGCCAGCCCAAGAGGAACCGCGAAUGGAGUGCCCUGAGAAUGGGAGCUCUUCCAAAGUAGCUCUUUCUGGGAUGGGACCAGAGGACAGUCAACUGAGCAGAGAGGGAGAAACAGUCUCUGGAGAUCUUCAGAGAACAGGAAGGUGGAGGGGAGGGGUCCUGAGCCCCCUCCAUCCUAGAACGUGGGUUCGAAGAAGGGCUGAGAAAUGGAGUUUUCCAGCUGAUGUCACUGUGAACUUGCAAGCAGAGGUACAGGUGGAGGCAAGGAAGACCAAGUGCCUGCAGGACCCAGGGGAUGCCUGUAGGUAUGGGGAACUUGAACCCAUCUCCUGGGGAGGAGGUUGGCAUGACAAUGGAUCUCAGGGGCAGACUAAGACACCAGAUGUCCCAGCUGGGAAUGAAGACAACAAGAUAGAUGCUUUUCAAGGCUCUGGUGGGCACCUCUUUCUAACAGUUGAAGGGACAGCUGGUGUAGCCCAGGGUGCCAAGAUGAGCUUGGGAACAGACCUGUCUGAGGCCAUGGGGCCUUGGACUCUCCCGUCCCAGGGUUCAGCCGACUCCUACACCAGCCGCCCCUCUCUGGACUCAGACGUCUCCCUGGAGGAGGACCGGGAGAGCGCCAGGCGAGAAGUGGAGAGCCAGGCUCAGCAGCAGCUGGAGAGAGCCAAGCACAAACCUGUGGCAUUUGCUGUGAGGACCAAUGUCAGCUACUGUGGGGUUCUGGAUGAGGAGUGCCCAGUCCAGGGCUCUGGGGUCAACUUCGAGGCCAAAGAUUUUCUGCACAUUAAAGAGAAGUACAGCAACGACUGGUGGAUCGGGAGGCUAGUGAAAGAGGGUGGAGACAUCGCCUUCAUCCCCAGCCCCCAACGCCUGGAGAGCAUCCGGCUCAAACAGGAACAGAAAGCCAGGAGAUCUGGGAACCCUUCCAGCCUGAGUGACAUUGGCAACCGACGCUCUCCUCCUCCAUCUCUAGCCAAGCAGAAGCAGAAGCAGGCGGAACAUGUUCCCCCAUACGAUGUGGUGCCCUCCAUGCGGCCUGUGGUGCUGGUGGGACCCUCGCUGAAAGGUUAUGAGGUCACAGACAUGAUGCAGAAGGCUCUCUUCGACUUCCUAAAACACAGGUUUGAUGGCAGGAUCUCUAUCACGAGGGUCACAGCUGACCUCUCACUGGCAAAGCGGUCUGUGCUCAACAACCCUGGCAAGAGGACCAUCAUUGAGCGCUCCUCUGCCCGGUCCAGCAUUGCUGAAGUGCAGAGUGAGAUUGAGCGCAUCUUCGAGCUGGCCAAAUCCCUGCAGCUAGUCGUGUUGGAUGCUGAUACCAUCAACCACCCAGCACAGCUAGCCAAGACCUCAUUGGCCCCCAUCAUCGUCUUUGUCAAAGUAUCCUCACCGAAGGUACUCCAGCGACUCAUCCGCUCCCGGGGAAAGUCGCAGAUGAAGCAUCUGACGGUACAGAUGAUGGCAUAUGACAAGCUGGUUCAGUGUCCACCAGAGUCAUUCGAUGUGAUUCUGGAUGAGAACCAACUGGAAGAUGCCUGUGAACACCUGGCCGAAUACCUAGAGGUUUACUGGCGCGCUACCCACCAUCCAGUGCCUGGCCCUGGACUUCUGGGUCCUCCUAGUGCCAUCCCUGGACUUCAGAACCAGCAGUUGCUGGGGGAGCGUGGUGAGGAGCAUUCGCCCCUGGAGCGGGACAGCUUGAUGCCCUCAGAUGAGGCCAGCGAGAGCUCCCGCCAGGCCUGGACUGGAUCUUCACAGCGCAGCUCCCGCCAUCUGGAGGAGGACUAUGCAGAUGUCUACCAGGACCUGUACCAGCCUCACCGCCAACACACCUCGGGGCUUCCCAGUGCUAAUGGGCAUGACCCCCAAGACCGGCUCCUAGCCCAGGACUCGGAGCACGACCACAAUGACCGGAACUGGCAGCGUAACCGGCCUUGGCCUAAGGACAGCUACUGACCACCACCUGCCCUACCCUGGCAGGGACAGGCACAGCGGCUGGGGUGCCCACCUCAGGCAGGUUGGAGUUAGACUGGCAUUAGGCUGCCACUAGGUUCAGCUCUCACAACCCCCUGCCCAGCCCCUGGUCCAGGGCUGACUGUGGUCCCAAGGUUCUGGGAGAAGCAAGGGGCCCCCUCACCUCCUGGGCACAGUGACCCUGUAGGCUCUCAUCCCAGGUACUAGCUGUGUUCUGUACCCUUGGCACCUUUCUCACCUGCACAAGAAGCUGCCGCAGUGGGCAGUGAUCUCAGGCCAGGAUCACUUAGCAGGGGACGCCCGACCAGAAUGGAUGCCCCUCUAAUAACGAGGGUGGGAGCGUGGGCAGUACAGCAUAAGUCCUAACAAGGGGCUCAGUUGUGCUCUGGGGUCUAAGGGCCUCUACUCUCCUCACUGCCACACAUCAGAAACGAAACAAUCAGAGCUCGACUUCUGUACAUCAGCUGGGGUGGGCAAGUACACCUAAGACAGGAGCAGUGCAAGUGAGGCUAGACAGACUCACAGCGGAGGCUCUGGUAGACAAAGGCCCUCCUCUCCAAACCAGGAAGCUUAGCAUCUGGCAAGCCUAGGGAACUGGAGCACAGUGAAGCCAGAAGCUUGGACUGCGGGGGAGGGAGGAACAGCUUCCGGCCCCCUUGCGUUUCUCAUUCUUUUGCCCUUGCAUCUGUCAUUUCUGUUCUUUCCCUCCAUGCCUCCUGCAAGACCAGGCUCCCUGACUCAUAGCUGCCGCUUGUUAAGUUAGGGUUAGAUGAGGACACUAGGACACAGUGGACAGCCCCCAGAGGCUGUCCACCUGGCUACCCUUGCCUUAUGGCUCUAGCGUGUGACCUACAGAGCAUGCUCCAUUAAGAACCUACCCCACCUCAUUGUCAUCUCCAAUAAACACCAUGCACAGUC